This is a messenger RNA of Racocetra fulgida, 141 nucleotides long. Lineage: Eukaryota; Fungi; Glomeromycota; Glomeromycetes; Diversisporales; Gigasporaceae. The record is from the annotation of a GenBank genome assembly.
AUGAAAACAGUUGUACCUAAAAAAUUCUUCAUCCAAGUACAAUUUAUGGUUUGGCUUACUGAUAACCCGCAGGUUGACCUACCUGUUUUCACAAAACCUGGUUAUCGCUCACCUGCAAGUGACUCAAUGAGUGCCACCCAG